AUGGCACCUUUUUGCGACUCAGGUAUUUCCCAAACGAGUAGUAAUUUAGCUUACAAGGGGCUGUUUCAAAGUCCGCUCCCGUUACUGGGGAAUAGCAGCGGGGCUGACGUUUCUCCACUGCGCUACCGUACCGACCUUGACAAGCACGUGAUUCACUUUGCCUUUCAACGUUUUCCGCACAGCAUCGAGAUUGUGGAGGACGAGGAGGUAAUGUCGAAUGACUGGCACUUCUUCUGGAUGACGGUGGGGCGCGUGCGCACCAUCUUCGCCACGGCGGAGUACCGCCUGUCGGAGUCGCAGAUCAUCAACCACUUCCCGAACCACUACGAACUGACGCGGAAGGACCUUAUGUACAAAAACAUCAAGAAAUACAUCCGCGAUGUCAACAACGCCCACCCGGUGGUGCAGUGCACACCACCCUCCUGGACGCCGCACGAACAGACUGAGAGGUUACCUAAUUUGCUGCGCUUUGCGGAUUGCGUGCCGGUAACGUACAACAUCCCGAACGACCUGCAUAUGCUGAAGGAGGAGUUUAAACGGCAGCCCGGCAGCACAUGGAUUGUGAAGCCUACUUCGCUCUCGCAGGGUCGUGGAAUAUUUCUCAUCAACCGCAUUGUGCAGCUAAAAAAAUGGCUUAAGGAGCGGAAGGAAAUGGACGAGGUGGAGGGGCUUCCACCGACGGCGUACGUCAUUUCCAAGUACGUAGCAAAUCCACUUUUGAUUGGUGGAAGGAAAUUUGACUUGCGCCUUUACGUGCUCGUGACCUCCUUUAAGCCACUGGUGGCCUACCUGCACGAGCAGGGCUUUGCCCGCUUUUGUGCCACGCCCUACGCCGCCAAUGCCCUUAACGACGACAACCUUUGCUCACACCUUACCAACGUGGCGUUGCAAAAGGGCGAGGAGACGUACAACGAGAUGCAUGGCGGGAAGUGGUCGUUGGCGAACUUGUGCCUUUUUGUGCAGGGGCGUUACGGGGCGGUGUGCGCGGAUGGGUUGAUGCGGAGCAUUGAGUUUACCAUCUACCACAGCCUCAAGGCGAUGGAGAACGUGAUGUUUAACGACCGGCACUGCUUUGAGCUCUACGGCUACGACAUCCUCAUCGACGACUGCCUGCGACCCCACCUGAUCGAGGUGAACUCGUCCCCGUCGCUCUCAACCACGACGCUGUCGGACCGGCUGCUGAAGGAGGAGGUGCUGGCGGAUGUGUUGAGCAUCAUCUUCCCGCCGUUCUUCCCAAGCUCGCGGGCGAUGCCGUACUGGGAGUACCGUUUGCGGACAGAUUUGACGACGGCGGUACCGACGGGAUUUCGACUGUUGCAU
Molecule: messenger RNA, 1320 nt
Organism: Trypanosoma rangeli
Lineage: Eukaryota; Euglenozoa; Kinetoplastea; Trypanosomatida; Trypanosomatidae
Product: putative tubulin tyrosine ligase
Exons: 1
Biological process (GO): microtubule cytoskeleton organization; protein polyglutamylation
Cellular component (GO): cilium
Molecular function (GO): tubulin binding; tubulin-glutamic acid ligase activity
Source: RefSeq, a predicted model, not a curated record